CUGUUGCUACGAGCGCAAGCGGGUGUUGUAGACUUCGACUAGGGCGGAGACAACGCCUUGGAGAACGCCCUCUGUCACCCCGGGUCGUUGUGCAUUGUGGGACUGUUUCCGGGGGAGAGCUCGCCAACGCUAUUCGGGCUGACAUCAUGGAAGUAAUGAAUUAAAUGUUUUAUGUAGUGACGGAAGUGCAGUUUAGUGUCUUUAUCAAGACGACGCACAAUUUUCAGUAAAAGUGUUUCUUUUACUACAAAGCACGAGAAAAUGCUACCGACAGCACGUUGUACUAAUUAACUUGCAAGAUAGUCAUGUCCACAAAAGCGCAGCCCAGCAGUGCCGUUGUGUGCUAGUGGAGUGGUAGCAAGCUAGCUAGCCAGUCAGCUAGCAUAGCUUAUGGUAGGCUAGCAAGCAAGUUUUUAGAACUCUUUAAUUUGGUGUGUGUGUUGUUUUAAGCCUAUGUCACAUUCCACCUCGGUAGUAUCCGGCAGAAAGUAGGGUUUGGGAUCUUUUUAAACGUGUAUUCAGAAAAAGCCGGGGACUCCAAGAAGCAUUAACGGUUGCUAACGUUAGCUUGCUAACAAGCUAAGUUGUCUCUAUUGAAAGGCCGUUGCGAACCUCCCACUAGCACCAGUGUGAGUAACGUCUCACUCUAUUUUGUGUUAUUGUGACUUUUUCAACAAACGGUAUUAGAAAGAUGGCCUCAUCAUCAGGGAACGACGACGACUUGACCAUUCCAAGGGCAGCCAUCAACAAAAUGAUAAAGGAAACUCUCCCUAAUGUACGGGUAGCAAACGAUGCCAGGGAGCUUGUAGUGAAUUGUUGCACAGAAUUUAUUCAUCUGAUUUCCUCGGAGGCUAAUGAAAUAUGCAACAAGUCCGAGAAGAAGACCAUAUCUCCCGAACAUGUCAUCAAUGCACUUGAAAGCCUGGGCUUUGGGUCCUACAUCGCGGAAGUCAAAGAUGUUCUGCAGGAGUGUAAAUCAGUAGCGCUUAAAAGGAGAAAAGCAAGCUCCCGCCUGGAGAACCUUGGCAUUCCCGAAGAAGAGUUACUACGUCAGCAACAGGAACUGUUCGCGAAAGCACGGCAGCAGCAGGCAGAGCUGGCCCAGCAGGAGUGGCUGCAGAUGCAGCAGGCGGCCCAGCAGGCCCAGCUGGAAGCCUCGGCCAGCGCAGCCCAGCAGGCCGGCUCCUCCCAGGACGAGGAUGAGGAGGACGACAUGUGAGGGAGAGACAGAGCGAAAGGAAGAGAGAAAGAGAUGCACACUCGUCUGUCCUCUGCUCUGCCUGGGCGAGCAGAAGCAUCUGCAGUGUUUGUGGACAACUACCCCUCCCCUCCCCUCCCUUCUCCCUCUUCCUCUUCCUCUUAUCCCUCUGACAAGGCCCAGAGACAUUCGCAAUUCAGAAUGAGCAGUAUACACUUACAUAGAUGUUUCCUUUUUUUAAGACGAAAAAAUAUAAAAUUGUUUGGGGCUUACAUGUGGCCCUUUUAGAUAAUUGUUCGUGUUACUUGUUAACCCUGACAAACCAGGCACAGUCAAAGCUUUCUUUCCACAGCCAUUCUUUUUUUUCAUGUUUUGUUUAAUUAUUUACUUUUAACAAUUGGCCCAUGCUAUCUCGUUUGGAUUUGUCAGAUGUUUAAAAAAUGGAAUUCUCAUGCAUUAUAUGGGAUGCAAAGAGAAACGAUUUAUGGAAAUAUUUGUUCCUGAACUGUUCCUUGCUGAGUAUGUACAAGAUGAGUGUUUAAGCUCUUGUACUGCCUCUUUUAGGUUGAUUGUAUAAUUGUUCCUCAAAUGUUAUUUUUGUAAUGUUCAGCGAGAAAUAUUUUCUAAGGGGGUGUUACUGGCUCCUUGAAUAGGCAUUUGGGGCAUCGGGGAUAGUUUUGAUUUUGUUCUCUCCUUUUUAUAGGAACAGCUCCUCACCCUUGUCUUGCUCAGUGGAUAAUACAGAUAUUAUUUCCAAAAAACAUUUGGAGUUUUAUUUGUUAAUGUUAGCUGUUCAUUGUUUUUUUUUCUUUUUUUUUUUUUUUUUUGGAUCAUUUUAGUUAAUUCAAGGUGUAAGUAGGUUGAGGCUUUUAUCUUCCUAAUGUUCAGUACAGUGUUGCUAUUAAAAGAUAUUCUCUUUCUCACCCCUAGUACCAAAGACCGGAGAGAGGCUUAAACCCCCUCAGUUACCAGACAGAGUAAAGCAAAAUAUACCGAUAGUGUUUGACUUCUGUAUAGAAUUUAAUGGCUUUGUUGCGGACAGUACCCAAGUUUGUGCACACAGACACAUACACAAAAUGGUUAGUGACUUUCACUUUGUACAAUGUUUUGAUAUCUGAGAAGUUGUUUUUCCCCCAGGUGCGAUGUGUAAAAGUUGCGUUGUGAAUGUGUGGUGAAUUCUUAACUUGUGGUGAUUGGUUAUCUCUAGUUGAAGUGUGUUCACAUGGCUUCUCAGAAGCUGUAAGCUGUAUUCUCUAAGCAAUAAAGUAAAACUGUUUUAUAGUCA
Molecule: messenger RNA, 2483 nt
Organism: Alosa sapidissima (American shad)
Lineage: Eukaryota; Metazoa; Chordata; Actinopteri; Clupeiformes; Clupeidae
Gene: dr1
Product: down-regulator of transcription 1
Exons: 3
Coding region: 692-1219 (175 amino acids)
Biological process (GO): chromatin remodeling; negative regulation of transcription by RNA polymerase II; positive regulation of transcription by RNA polymerase II
Cellular component (GO): negative cofactor 2 complex
Molecular function (GO): TBP-class protein binding; general transcription initiation factor activity; protein heterodimerization activity
Source: RefSeq, a predicted model, not a curated record